AAAUGUUGCUCCUUCCAUUUGCCCUUUGCUCACCCAAAACCCAGCUGAAUGCCUUUGCAUUUGCCUUCCUCACCCCUUCCUUGUGGCAAGGGAACAGACAGGGUCACUCCAGGCCCUUUGGUCCUGUUUUCUUUGAUGCUACACCUUCACUGCACACCGUAUGGAUGGAGCAGGCCUCAAAGAAGGCAGAGCAAUCUAGCCACAAUAGAGCUGUGCAUUGGCUAAUCCACCCUGCGAGACUGCACAGGGAGGAGAUUGUACUUAUCAGGGCUAAAAUUUAGCAGAAUUACCACAAGCCCCUGUGGUUUGUGCCAGGUGCCACCAGAUAACGUUGACUCUUCUACAGAAGCACAAAUAAACCUCAAGGAGACAGAAAAGAUGUCACAGGGCUUUUUACCGGUCUGAUAGAUGGAUGCUCGUGGACAAAUCUGCUCAUCUUUGGGGAGCUGUGUGCAUAGUUCUGAAGGAGGAACUUCAUUCAGAGCACAUCAGGGAGGAGCUGGCUUCUGACCCAGCUGCUGGGGCCGAAAAUGAGAGCUCAGCACAGCGUUGCUUCACUUUGGAUGUAAACAGUCCAAAAUGGCACUAGGCAGCCUGGAUGUGAUCUAUAUCACCAUGGAGUCUGUCAUUGGGAUAGCUGCGGUGGUGGGCAAUGCCUUGGUGAUCUGGGCAGUGAAGCUGAACCCAGCUCUGCAGAAGACCACCUUCUUCUACAUCGUUUCCCUGGCCCUCAGUGACAUUGCCAUGGGGAUCCUUGUCAUGCCGCUGGCUGUCAUAGUGAGCCUCGGAGUUGUCACCCAUUUCUACUCCUGCCUCUUCAUGUGCUGCCUCAUGAUGAUCUUCUCUCAUGCCUCCAUCCUGUCUCUCCUGGCCAUUGCAGUCGACAGGUACUUGCGAGUGAAGCUGCCGACCAGGUACAGGGCAGCCGUCACCAAGAAAAGGAUCUGUGUGAGCCUGGCACUCUGCUGGCUUGUGUCUGUGCUGGUGGGGCUGGUCCCCAUGCUGGGAUGGAACCGGCACACGGGCAGCUCCAGCUACAUCGAGUGUCACUAUCUGGCUGUGAUGAGGAUGGAUUAUGUGGUGUAUUUCAGCUUCUUCGCCUGGAUCCUCCUUCCCUUGCUCCUCAUGUGUGCGCUCUACGCCGAGAUUUUCUAUAUCAUGUGGGCAAAGCUAAGCCCCAGCUCAGCAAGUGUGGAAACAGCUUGUGGGAAGGAGUACGAAAUGGCCAAGUAUCUGGCCCUCAUCCUCCUCUUGUUUGCAGCAUCUUGGCUGCCUCUGGGCAUCCUGAACUGCGUUUCCUACUUCUGCCCCUCCUGCAGCACCCCGCAGGCUCUGACCUACCUGAGCAUCCUGCUGUCCCACUCCAACUCAGCCAUGAACCCCGUCGUCUAUGCCUUCAAAAUCCAGAAGCUCAAGGAAACGUACGUUUUCAUUCUGAGGAAUUACAUCCUGCCCCAGAAGGCAGAGUCCGCUCUUUCCAGUGUACAGCAAACAGAGCAGGGAGCGAGCAGCAUCUGAGCUCUCCAGGCUGGGUCAACUGAUGGGAGCAACCAGAGAGGGGUGGACAUGGCACAGACACUGA
Molecule: messenger RNA, 1582 nt
Organism: Pezoporus flaviventris
Lineage: Eukaryota; Metazoa; Chordata; Aves; Psittaciformes; Psittacidae
Product: adenosine receptor A3-like
Exons: 2
Coding region: 580-1518 (312 amino acids)
Biological process (GO): G protein-coupled adenosine receptor signaling pathway
Cellular component (GO): synapse; membrane; dendrite
Molecular function (GO): G protein-coupled adenosine receptor activity
Source: RefSeq, a predicted model, not a curated record